Messenger RNA from Truncatella angustata, 624 nucleotides. RefSeq lists its product as uncharacterized. Lineage: Eukaryota; Fungi; Ascomycota; Sordariomycetes; Amphisphaeriales; Sporocadaceae. The transcript has a single exon. The record is from RefSeq and is a predicted model, not a curated record. The coding region runs from base 1 to 624 and encodes 207 amino acids.
AUGAAGUUUUUUCAAUUCAUUACAAGAAUUUUUCUCUCAAGUAUUGUGCCCAGCAGCAAUAGCUCUGACUGCUCGGAGAGAGAAUUUGGUCAUUAUAAUCCCAAGGUCGACGAGAAGAAAGCAAUCGAAUCUAACGGCUAUGAACCCGGGCUUCGCACGAAGAAAGCAGUCGAGGCCGUCAAGGGCAGACCAUUGAAGCCGGGUUUCUACUUCGUCCGCAAGAAGGGCUCCCGCACUGUUUGGGUAGAGAAGCGCGACGGAAAUGGGCGCACGACCUUUUCAACACAGCCUGGUGCCGAGAUAAUAAAACACAGUAAAAAGAGAAAGCAUCAUAAGCAUCAUCGUAGCAGUGAUAGGACACCGACAAACUACCUGUACGGCCAUCCGUCUGAGGUACAUACGAAAUCGCUACGUAUGGCAGCAGAAUAUAUUCCUUAUCAACGGUCUGAAGCGACUACCAGAUCGCAGAGUAUAGCUCCAGGAUAUGACCCUGAUCAACUGUUCAGGUCGGCCUCAGCUCCUUCAGAAUUUCUUGUUGCGACUUCAUCAUCAGCACAUAGUGACCAGAUGACUUCAAUAUCUAGGAGAUGGAGGAACGGGCAUCCACCUGGGCGCGACUACUAG